UAUCCUCAAUAAAAACAAACUUUUUAUGUUAUUGUUUUUACUGCGGGAAUUAUGUAUGAAAUGUGCCAUUUAAGGACCUGAGGAAUGCGCCUUCGGCGCCGCUGGCCGCGAAGGAUGAGGCGAGCCAUAGAAAAAUUUCGACUGCAGUCACGCAGGAAGCUGCAGUUACUCAUGGUAAUUGGUGGAAUUUGUCUGGUGAUUUGGGUAACUGCCAACUAUUUAUCCGGAUCGGAGGAGUUUCAAACCGGCGGUUUUAGCAGCUCCUGCAAUGCCAUCGACGCUGUUUACACUUGGGUCAAUGGAUCCGAUCCCAGCUUUAUUGAGUCCAUCCUUCGUUUCGAUUCCAAAUACGAUCCAUCGCGGUUCGAUGACAAAAAUGAGCUCCGGUACUCUUUAAGAUCCCUGGAGAAGCACGCCAGCUGGAUCAGACAUGUCUACAUAGUGACCAAUGGACAGAUUCCCAAUUGGUUGGAUCUCAGCUACGAAAAGGUUACGGUGGUGCCGCACGAAGUUUUGGCUCCCGACCCCACGCAGCUUCCUACCUUCUCCAGUGCGGCCAUCGAAACAUUCCUGCACCGCAUACCAAAGCUGUCCAAAAGGUUUCUUUACCUCAACGACGAUAUAUUCCUGGGGGCACCGCUGUUCCCAGAGGAUCUUUAUACAGAGGCUGAAGGAGUACGGGUCUACCAGGCCUGGAUGGUGCCAGACUGCGCGUUGGACUGCCCAUGGACCUACAUAGGCGAUGGGGCAUGCGAUCGGCACUGCAACAUCGACGCCUGCCAAUUUGAUGGAGGAGACUGCAGCGAAACUGGGCCAGCGGAUGAAGCCCACGUCUUACCACAAAGCCAUGAAGCGCUCGAUGUGGAACCUGCCGUUGUUCUAAAAACCACGGUCCACCGCUUCCCUCACAUGGGGCUUCAAAAACUUUUUAAACAAAGCUCCGCUAACUUUAAAGAUGUGAUGCGCCACCGUAAUGUGUCCACGCUUAAAGAACUCCGGCGUAUUGUGGAGCGCUUUAACAAGGCUAAAUUGAUGUCAUUGAAUCCUGAACCAGAGGCGACGAGCUCCGAGCCGUUGACAACCCAACGCCAUACACUCCACAAAGAGGACUUCAAAUCAUCUACUGACAUCUAUUCACACUCGCUGAUUGCCACCAAUAUGUUGCUAAAUCGAGCCUAUGGCUUCAAGGCACGCCAUGUCCUAGCGCAUGUAGGCUUCUUAAUAGAAAAGAAUAUUGUGGAGGCAAUGCACAGGCGUUUCCGCCAGCAAGUCCUUAACACUGCCCUACAACGUUUUCGGGCCCCCACGGACUUGCAGUUUGCCUUUGCUUAUUAUUCCUUCCUCAUGAGCGAAACAAAGGUAAUGGGUGUGGAGGAGAUCUUUGAUGAGUUCGACACGGAUGGCUCGGCAACCUGGUCGGAUCGAGAGGUACGAACCUUUCUCACACGCAUCUAUCCACCGCCACUCGAUUGGUCAGCCAUGCGUUACUUCGAGGAAGUGAUUCAGAACUGCACUAGAAAUCUGGGCUUGCAUUUAAAAGUUGAUGCUGUUGAACAUUCUACGCUGGUGUACGAGCGAUAUGAAGAUUCUAAUUUGCCCACUAUUACCAGGGACUUAGUAGUGCGAUGUCCCUUGUUGGCUGAAGCUUUGGCGGCUAACUUUGCUGUCCGACCCAAAUAUCACUACCAUGUCAGCCCUAAGAGAGCCUCGCACAGCAACUUUAUGAUGCUCACCUCGAAUCUCACAGAAGUGGUGGAAUCCCUUGAUAGAUUGCGUCGAAAUCCGCGCAAGUUCAACUGCAUCAACGACAAUCUGGAUGCCAAUAGAAGCGAGGACAACGAGAUGGUGCGCCACCUGCUAGAAGAUUUUUACCUAUCUUUCUUCCCGCGGCGCAGCAAGUUUGAGCUUCCGCCGCAAUUCCGUAAUCGUUACGCAACCUGGCGGGACUAUCAGCGCUGGAAGCGAAGGAAGCGGGCCGUUCUGGUAGUUGGAUAUGGAGUGAGUUUGUUACUGGUCAUCUGUCUGCUGCGUUUUAUGUGCAACCACAAGGCCAAGUUCGUAAGGCGGUGUGUGCAGCGUUUGUAGGAUUAAACUUCUAGAUGUUUUGUUCUAUAUUCUACAAUGUUGUGAUAUGUUGUGAACAUUUAUGUAAAUUGGCCAUUUCUGCAAGCGAUCAUAGUCAAAUCUAGUUGUAGGCCAUGUGUAGGCUAUUUUUCUAGUUCUUAAAUGCAUGUUAGACGCUACUAUUAAGAUUAGUCAUUAAGAGUGAAUUCGUAGUGAAAUUUUCUAGAAUAUUCUGCUGCAGUAAAACUGUUUAGGUUGAAUUAAAUAAUAUUUAAGUUUCUUGUACUGAUCGUCAAUAGCUUUUAAUUCUAAGCUAUGUAUGAUGGUAUGAAUUCUCCAAGAUGACAAAUAUCAAUUAAAGUGUUACCUUUUCUUAGUUCAAACA
This is a messenger RNA of Drosophila eugracilis, 2449 nucleotides long. It is a transcript of the gene Gnptab, whose product is annotated as N-acetylglucosamine-1-phosphotransferase subunits alpha/beta. The record is from RefSeq and is a predicted model, not a curated record. Lineage: Eukaryota; Metazoa; Arthropoda; Insecta; Diptera; Drosophilidae. Gene Ontology annotation, cellular component: Golgi apparatus. The transcript has 3 exons. Gene Ontology annotation, biological process: carbohydrate phosphorylation; N-glycan processing to lysosome. Gene Ontology annotation, molecular function: UDP-N-acetylglucosamine-lysosomal-enzyme N-acetylglucosaminephosphotransferase activity. Bases 85 to 2085 code for a protein of 666 amino acids.